AUGUCGUUCGCCGCUCCUGCGUUAAACAAUUCUGGGUUCUCUACUCCAUCGUCAGUCCCCUCAGGGCGUGGGCGACGACAGACUCAACCUGGCCGUGGUCCUUGGGCUGAUGGUCCUCUGCCUUUACUGGAGACUCCUUCGCUGACAUUGGAUAUAACGCAUCCAGUCCUUCACGUCGCAAACGAGGUGUGCCAGGGACACAAUGCCGCACUGCGCGGACUGAACGCGAUAUUCCUUCAGGCCCCCCAUGUCUCGGCAGCCAACGACGUCGCCGACCUCCUCUUUCUGACCAAAUCCUGGGCUGGAUGGGUCUUGGGGCAGCAUGUUCAGCGGCAAACACGACUGUUUCCGCAAUUCGAAGAAACAUUGGGAAAGCCUGGGUCCAUUACCUCUCUGUACACGGAAGAGUUGAACUUCGAACCAGCACUUCACCAUUUGCUGGACUAUUCAGAACAUACUCAUUCGAGACCUGCAGCGUACGACUCUUCGAACUUCCUUCUGCUCAUCAAAGGCGUCGGUAAUGCAUUCAGGGCCUAUGUGGAGGCUCAGACAUCUAUACUGGUAGAUCUACAAUCCCUCUGCGGCCAAUCUGGAUCGUUUGAGGCAGAGACGCGGAGUGCAAAGAUCUUGCAGCUAUACCUAUCAUCUGAGGCAGAUAUCAAGGACCACUCAGAUCCGUUCAUAGUCCCCCCGAUGACGGUUCGCAUGCGCGACACGACCUACGAAGGUGGUAACAACUGGCCAGGCUUGUCUGUGUUGGCUGUCCACGCUAUUGCUGACAAACUGUCGCCUGCACACGCCGGUGCAUGGAGGUUUCUCCCAUGUGAUGUUUGGGGGAAGCCCCGUGGGCUUCCGUUCUUGGGGCAAGACGCAGGCAAGGCUGAUGGCUUCCAGAAAGUCUUGCCGGCAGUGACGCCAAUCUCAGGGGCGUCGACGGAAAACCUCGUGUAUAUGCGGUAG
Molecule: messenger RNA, 960 nt
Organism: Neoarthrinium moseri
Lineage: Eukaryota; Fungi; Ascomycota; Sordariomycetes; Amphisphaeriales; Apiosporaceae
Exons: 2
Coding region: 1-960 (319 amino acids)
Source: RefSeq, a predicted model, not a curated record